Molecule: messenger RNA, 2832 nt
Organism: Pungitius pungitius (ninespine stickleback)
Lineage: Eukaryota; Metazoa; Chordata; Actinopteri; Perciformes; Gasterosteidae
Product: growth hormone receptor-like
Exons: 10
Coding region: 631-2295 (554 amino acids)
Biological process (GO): cytokine-mediated signaling pathway
Cellular component (GO): external side of plasma membrane
Molecular function (GO): protein binding; cytokine receptor activity
Source: RefSeq, a predicted model, not a curated record
CUGCUCGCCCACGUGAAGAGAUGCGAAACGGCUCGUUGAAGCUGAGGGGAACGCUCGUGCACAGGUCCGACUCGUCCUUCUGGGGUCCAGUGAACCAGGUGUGGGUCCAGAUGUUUGACCGCGGGGACGCGACCUCGUGCAGGAGGAAGCCUCCAGACUCACGAGGACUUCCUGGUUGCUGGAGGAGAAGAGGACUUGUUGUUCCUGCCAUGAAACUAUUCAAUCUUACCUAAUCGCUGUGUCAGACUGUAAACAUUUUUAUUUUGGCCUCUUGAAGCCAAACACGGGUUAGAGCGGCGACUGUCACUGAGCAACUCGUAACUGAAUGUCUCCGACAGAAUCUGAUUAAAGCAAACUGUUGAUUUGUGGAGAGACUUUAAAUGAGUCUCAUGUGGGCAGCUUGUCACGGGCGAUGUGUUCAGGGGCUCUCUGGGAAAAUGAAAUUAUAUUGAUGGUUAUUAACAGUCUGACCUCAGCAGGGGUCACUGGACUAAUCUGAUUACAGGAAGAAGCUUUCAGCAGAGUCCGUUAAUAGCCUUGUUGUAAUGUACAACAAGCAAUGAGUAAAGUCCUCAACCCACAGGGGGGGAGGGAUGAGGAUGGGGGGGGGGGUCCCAUGACUGGAGGAAGAUGCGCCGUGGGGCCCUGCUGAAUGGUCCAGUUGUCUCCGGGUCACGUGUUGGAUGGCAAGCCGCUGGUUUUAAAUGUUGGGUUGGGGUCGGCAGGUCGUCCGGAGGCGGCAGGAUGCCGCGGCUGCUGCGGCUGCUGCUCUGUCUGCUGCCGCUGGUGGCCGGCGGCGGCGCCGAGGUCCCGGACGCCACCUACCAGGAACGCCACGGCCCCGUGGUUGCCGCGACGACGAGGCCUCACAUCCACCUCUGCCGCUCUCCCAACAUGGAGGACUUCAGCUGCUGGUGGCGUCCACUGGACAACCUGACGGACGGGGAGCAGGUGACCUACGACCUCAGAUACUCCCAUGGUAAUGGGCCCUGGCUGGAGUGUCCCGACUACGUCAGCUCGGGGCCCUUCAGCUGCCACUUUGACAGCCGCCACACUUCCAUCUGGAAGCCCUACUGCCUGAAGGUGUCCGCCCUCACCCCCCACGGGAACUACACCUCCCAGAAGCUCUGCGUGGACGUGGCAGACAUCGUUCAGACCGAGGCUCCGGUGAACCUCAGCUUCUCGCUGAAGGACGCCGGGGGGGACGAGGUGGGUCACGCCGCCCUGCUGUCCUGGUCCUACCCGGUGCCCUCGGACCUCCGCUACGGCUGGAUCACGCUGGUCUACGAGCUGCAGUACCGCCGGCUCACCGAGCCCGACGCCUGGAAGGUCAAGCACCCCCUGCGGGAGCCUCGGGUGGUGCUGCUCGGCCUCCCCGUCGGAGACUACGCGGUCCGGGUCCGCUGCCGCUCCCAGAACAACGGCAUUUGGAGCGCGUGGAGCGCCGCCAUAACGAUGAGCCUCCCCGCCGGGCGGCUGCAAGGUAACCUCCUGGUUGUGAUUCUGGUGACGGGGGUCGGCGUGGUGGCUCUGCUGGGGAUCCUCUUCUUGGUCGUCCCGCAGGGAAAAAGAAUUAAAAACUACUUCCUGCCGCCUGUUCCAAAGCCGAGGAUCAUCGGCAUCGACCCGCUGCUCCUGAAGAAGGGGAACCUGGACGAGAUCAACCGUCACUUCAGUAGCUUCCACAGCUUCAGCCCCCCGAGCUACGCGGAGGACGUCUGGGUCCAGGUGAGCGGCGCCGACGUCUUCCUCGCCCCGCCGAAGGUCCCGACAGGACGCGGGAAUGUCGCCCCGUGUGAGCAGAUGCCCCCCCCCCAACAGCAGAUGACCUCCCGCCCGCCGUCCUACAUUCAGAGCGUGUUGCCCAACUGCUCCUCCCUCCCGCAAGCCGACGCCCCGUUUACGUGGUCGACGCCGGAGGUGGUGUCCCUGCCGGGGUCAGGGUACAGCGUGAUGGGACGUCCCGCCCCCCCCGGCACCGCCCCCCUGCCUCCUGGCGCCACCAGCCGCUCGCCUCAGGAUUUCUACACCUGCGUCCAGCUGAUGAGCGAGAGCGGCGAGGUGCACCUGGUGCCCUGUCUGCCGCCGGCCUACUGCCGCGAGGCCCCGCCCCUCCCGAAGGGCGUGGGGAAGAAGAAAGGGGUGGAGCAGCAGGAGCAGGUGGAGCAGCAGGACCAGGAGGAGGAGGAGCUGGCUGGCCGCAGAGCCAGGACACAUCAGAGGGAAGAUGGCGGCGAAGGGGAGGGGAGCGAGGCGGCCCCUUUGCUGCCCGUCGCCGGGGGCAACCAGGCCUGAGCGCUGGAUUGGUUGUUCUCCUGUUUCCUCCACAGCAAGUUGGACUUUGCCGAAGUGGAACCUGAAGAGAGAGAAAUGGAGAGGUUACCCUUUAAAUAUAUAAACUAUUACCACUCACUGACCAUUUUGAAUACUAUUGACUAUUCACCUUUUUUAACCAUUGACUAUUGUUGACUUAUUGACUGUUGAACCAUUGUUGAUUAUGAACCACUAUUAACCACUAUUAACAAUUGUUGACCAUAAAACCAUUGUUGCCCUUUGUAAAGCAUCUUUUACGGGUCGAUGGUCCUCAACUGUUAUGUUUCUCUUUCUGGUGUUCAACGUCUUGCAGUUUUUAUUCUUGUGCCUUUUUGUAUUUACAGAACUGUUUGUAUCCCACUAUGUUUGACAUAAUGACUAUAAAUAACACAUAUAUAUAUAUAUAAAUAUAUAUAUAUACAUGUGUGUGUGUGUGCUGUACAAAUACCUGUUUGGUGUUGGGCACUUUUUCACCUUUUUAUUGUGACAAAAGCACUUUGCAGCCAAUUCCAUAAAAAG